CUUUCUACUCUCGUUUUUUGGGACAACAAAAAAAAGAUAGAAAGAGAGAAGAGAGAAGAGAGAAGAGAGAUAAAGAGAGAGAGAGAAAGAGAGAGGCAUGCAGUGGUGGCUGUUAUGGGGGAAGUGUUUUAUUGGAUCUUCACGUUUCUUCUAAUUUUGGCCCUUCUCGGUCUUCUCGGUUAUCAGCUAAUAAUGUUGGUAGACCUGGAGUUUGACUAUAUCAACCCAUAUGAUUCGACGUCUCGGAUUAACCAGGUUAUCUUGCCUGAAUUCAUCAUCCAAGGGAUCUUCUGCGUCACCAAUCUAUUAGCAGGACACUGGAUUAUAUUCUUGAUAGGACUCCCUUGCAUGUAUUACAAUGCGAGAUUGUACAUUAAAAAAGAGCAUUUAGCUGAUGUUACUGAAAUCUACAAUAAACUGAAUUGGGAAAAAAAGAUGCGGUUAUUUAAAGUCGGACAUUCCGUCUUGCUAUUUGUCCUUUCUGUGCUAAGCUUGGUAUGGAGCCUUUCUGAGGAAUAGCAUGAACUGAAGUAGUUUAUCUCCAUGCCUGCUGCUGUAAGUUUUCGAUACUUCGUGUUUGAAAGUCAUGUUAUUCUCUCUACAAAGAGUCAUGCACUUCCCUUCAUCCAUGGAGCCGACUUACUCCCGUUCACCAUUAAAUGGGGUGUGGAAGAAGGAAGUAAAUCAGCUCAAUACACGAGGAAGAACGAGUACAAUAAAUAUUUAUCUUCUACAUAUCACCUAAUUAAACACUAGGGAUUGUAAACAAUUUUCAGGAUGAAAACAUUCUAUGCUUUUGUGAGCGCAAUCCAUCUUUUGAGCUGAAUUCCAUGGACAUGCAUACAACAAUGCUAGUAGCAACAACACCACCAGUUGCAAACUAUAACAAUAGUUUCUGUUUGGUUCAGAGGAAUUUUUGUUCAAGGUUGCUAGCAAAUGAUUUGUCAAAUAUUUUAUUGGUUGCGGUCUCUCAUAAUCAAUAUUUAAAUUUCUAUGUUUUAUAGAUGCACGAAAAAAGUUUGACAACUAGUGAGUAGUGAGGGUACACUACAGGAUCAAAAUAUGUGAAUGCUGCCUAUGCCACUA
This is a messenger RNA of Arachis ipaensis, 1086 nucleotides long. Its product is annotated as protein cornichon homolog 4. NCBI's taxonomy places the organism in Eukaryota, Viridiplantae, Streptophyta, Magnoliopsida, Fabales, Fabaceae. The record is from RefSeq and is a predicted model, not a curated record. Gene Ontology annotation, biological process: vesicle-mediated transport.